Molecule: messenger RNA, 318 nt
Organism: Penaeus vannamei (Pacific white shrimp)
Lineage: Eukaryota; Metazoa; Arthropoda; Malacostraca; Decapoda; Penaeidae
Source: RefSeq, a predicted model, not a curated record
AUGGAGGGUGGCAAAGAGGGUGGCAAAGAGGGGGCGAAAGAGGGUGGCAAAGAGGGUGGCAAAGAGGGUGGCAAGAGAGGGAGGGUGCAAAGAGGGGCAAAGAGGGCGAGAGGGUGGCAAGAGGGUGGCGAAGAAAGGGGUGGCAAAGAGGGUGGCAAAGAGGGUGGCAAAGAGGGUGGCGAAGAGGGUGGCAAAGAGGGUGGCAAAGAGAAAGAGGGUGGCAAAGAGGGAAUUGUGAAGCAAAUCACGUGCAGUUCACAUGCGGUUUGCUUGCAAGCUCUGGUCUAUGUGAAUAUCAAUAAAGCUGUAUUUAUCUGA